AUGUCUUCCAUCCCCAACCUCAACACCCUCCGCUCGCGAGGCCCGCGACUUCGAGGCCGCAGAGGAGGUCCGAGAGGCAAUGGCGACCUCGACGAUGCACCGGGAGCGGCAGAAGUUGAGAAGACACGAGAUCAAAUCAUCCAGCAAACUGAUCAUGAUGCGAGUAGCAGUCGGAUGAGUGCCGUGUCACUGGGCUACCUUGAUGAUGAGUUUGCAAAGGACUUCUUCCCGGCUGGUCAGGAGGUGCCGAAGCGGUAUCCUAUCAUCAAUAGAGGGACGUAUGUUCGCACGAAAGCUAUUGAUAGGCUUGUCGUGCAGUUUCUAGAGACGGAUGCCUCGCAGCGGAAACAGAUUAUAUCCCUCGGUGCCGGCUCAGAUACACGAUUCUUCCGCCUCUGCGCUGGGAAACAUAAUGUCAUCUACCACGAGCUCGACGUCGAAUCCAACGUGACUCCCAAACGCGCAACUAUAAGAAACUCCCAACACCUCUCUCGCAUGAUCCUGCCGCAGGAAGGUGGCUCAUCAUACCAUCUCCACGCCCUCGAUCUUCGAGAUCUCACCAACAAGUCACCACCCAUCAUCCCAGAGCUCGACGAAACUCUCCCAACCCUCCUCAUCAGCGAGUGCUGCCUCUGCUACCUCCCCCCAGACGCCGCCAGCAGCGUGGCGCAAUACUUCACCAUGAACCUGAAAGGACCCCUCGCCAUGGUCCUCUACGAGCCAAUCCGCCCUUUCGACGCAUUCGGCAAGACGAUGGUGUCGAAUCUUGGAUCCAGAGGAAUUGAGCUGAGGACUUUGAAGCGGUAUUUCUCGCUGGACGCGCAGAGGCAGAGGGUGAAGGUGGCGGGGCUUAGGGAUGGGCAGGGAGCGAGGGAUGUUCAUGAGAUUUGGCGGAGUGAGGAGUGGAUUGGUAGUGGUGAGAGGGAGAGGAUUGAGAAGGUGGAGUGGUUGGAUGAGGUGGAGGAGUGGCAGCUGUUGGCUAGUCAUUAUUGUGUGGCUUGGGGAUGGAGGGGUGAGGUGUUUGGGGCGGCGUGGGGAGGUGUGGAGGGUGGGAGGACUGCUGGGGAGGAGAGGGAUGACGAGUAA
Fulvia fulva is the source of this 1086-nucleotide messenger RNA. RefSeq names its product Leucine carboxyl methyltransferase 1. Bases 1 to 1086 code for a protein of 361 amino acids. NCBI's taxonomy places the organism in Eukaryota, Fungi, Ascomycota, Dothideomycetes, Mycosphaerellales, Mycosphaerellaceae. Gene Ontology annotation, biological process: C-terminal protein methylation. The transcript has a single exon. The record is from RefSeq and is a predicted model, not a curated record. Gene Ontology annotation, molecular function: protein C-terminal leucine carboxyl O-methyltransferase activity.